Nicotiana tabacum (common tobacco) is the source of this 933-nucleotide messenger RNA. The record is from RefSeq and is a predicted model, not a curated record. Lineage: Eukaryota; Viridiplantae; Streptophyta; Magnoliopsida; Solanales; Solanaceae.
AGCGACCUUGAUAAUAUCCCGUUAAAGGAAAAUGAGGUUCUUUGGCAUGGUGUUGCUAGUUGGUGCCCUGGUCAUUAUAGGUGCAGAAUGCAACUCUGAAGGGGAUGCUCUUAAUGCAUUGAAAGUUAAUGUGAUAGACCCAAACAAUGUUCUUCAGAGCUGGGAUCCGACGUUAAUCAAUCCUUGCACAUGGUUUCAUGUCACCUGCAAUGGCGAAAAUAGUGUUGUAAGAGUGGACCUAGGUGCUGCUAAUCUUACUGGGACACUGGUACCUGAGUUGGGAAUGUUAGCCAAUCUUCAAUACUUGCAACUUGAAUAUAAUUCAUUUAGCGGAGCAAUUCCAAGCCAAUUAGGCAACUUGACAAGGCUAUUGAGCUUGGGAUUAGAGAAUAACAAGCUGAGUGGCCCUAUCCCAUCUUCUCUUGGCAAUUUAAAAUCAUUGCGAUGGAUGAGAUUGAACGGUAAUAAAUUAUCAGGGAAAAUUCCAAUCACAGUCUUGAAGCUCAUCUACUGGGGAAAUUUGCAGCUACUGAAUGUUUCAGACAAUAAACUAGCAGGGACGGUCCAUCGUGCUAACCAAACAGAAUUCUUUGGCAUUUCUACCAAGAGAAAUUUUCCAAGUCUUCAACCCGUUACCUACAUGUCAGAAAGAAGCAUAUCUAUCAUUAUGCCAAAGCUCGAUCUCAUGAAUCUUGACAUAUAGAUCCAAUCUUGUUCCGAAGAUAGCAGAAGAUACAGAAGUCUUGGAAGGGGAAAGAGAAUUCAAUUAAAGAGACAUGAGGAAUGUAGCUCGCGAAAUGAUCACUAUAUUAUACCCGUUUUAUGUAGAAGAUGCAGGGGCUUGACCUUUUUUAAGCAAGCUUACAAGCUUUGCUCUGCUGGUUAAAAUAAAUUGUAAACGUCUGUGAUCACGUUCAACUAUGCCUUAUAAAA